UCCUCUUGAUUCGUCUUGAAUUCGUCUUCCGGCACGUCUCACAUUGAGACGCGGUGACGCGAUUUUUUUUAGUUGUUACUUUUUUUUUUAUUACAAUUUUCUAUAUGUGUUUUUUAUUUUUUUUAUCAAAUUCGUUUUUCCAACAUGUGUGUAGAAAUGUGGUUUAUUUGUAGUGUUGUUAAUAUUGUGAUUUGAAAUUGUGUGUGAUAUAUUUUAACGAAUGAACGUGUGUGUACCAAUAUUUUCUUAUCCUGGCGAUCAUUUGGAUAAUUCGUUUUGUUUACUUUUCUUAUCGACAAUGAAAAUCAUGGAGUUCCUAACAAGUACUUUGAUUUAUUGGAAUGGAGAUACCGAAGUACUUUAACAAUAGUGGAACAUCAGAGUCUCGGAAUUUCACGAACGUCAACAGUGACAAAAAUAGUGAAAAAGGGGUGCGUAUUCUCUCGGUGGAUAGGAUCACUGUAGAAAAGAUUGUAUUAGAAACUUGUAAAAGUCGAAAAAUACUUUUAACCAAAAGUGAAAGUUCACGAAUUAUUUCUGAACAAAAUAAUAAUUUUUCACAACAAUCUAAAAAUCCUGAUAGUAGGAAUUUUCUUAAAUUAAAAGCAAAUGCCAAGACAAAUUCGCGAAUCUUUGAAAAAAAUGUUAAAGCUUACAAAAAUACGUCAAAAGUGCCAAUUUUAUCGAUUCGCAAUAACAGUAUUCCUUUAACUUAUAAAAUAAGAAUUCGUCCUGUUCGACUGACAAAGACUUCCAUUAAUGAUAGUAAUUUAAAUUUUAAAAAUUACUCGCGAAAGUUACCAAUAAAAUUCGUCAAUGAAAAAGAGAAUUUUUUAUUAAAUGAUAAUAAAUGUAAUUUAGAAAAUUUGUUAAAAAAAGAAACCACGUCAAAUAAAGUAUUAUCAGUUGAGUGUGAUCGAAAAGUCGAUUUCAACCAUAAUAAAGAUAGAAAAUCUCCCGAGGAUAUUGAAGAUAAGAACAAAAAUAUAGAAGCAUAUUAUCGUCUCGCGAAGUGCCAAUACGAAAUUGAACAACUUCAAAAAGUUUUAGGGACUAAAAUCAAUGUCGACACGGUUCAGAUUUACAAAGAAAGACUUCCUAUAUUUGACGUCGAGUCGGUGAAAAUUUUGCCCAUCAUUGACGACGACUAUCCCACUAAAAAAGAAACCGAAAAACAAUUUGAUAAAAGUUUUCUAAAUAAACUAAAACUUUGUACAAAACUUCAAAUUGAGGAAAACAGUUUAUUGGAAACUAAUCUUGAUCAGUCUAUAGAACCAGAAACGGAUCGAGUUUUCGAUACUGUUGAAAAGCAAAAAUACAACAAAAAAGUAGGGCAACUUGAAAAUAAGUGGCACGAGGAUUUAUUGAAAGAUAAUUCAGAGGAAAAUUCGUCCAAUUCUUCGAAAUCAUAUGUCGAACAAUUAGGCAGUGUAUCAUCCUGUGAAUAUAUUAUUAAAGAUAAUGACACAGAAAAAGAAUCUGAUUUAAAAGAAGUCAUUUCAGGUAAAAAUGACUUUUGCGAAGAAAUUAAAUUAGAAGAAGUGAAUUUAAUAAGUGAUUUAAAUAAAAAUAUCAAUUACGAUAAUUUAAUUCUAUUCGCCAUGGAGCCAUGUUCUUCAAAAUCUCCCAAGGAGGAGAAGAAAAAGAAAGGAAUACGACGUCUUCUACCGGGAAUAUUUUCUCCAAAGGAAUCGCGAAAAACACCCAAAAAGGAUCCAAGAGAAAGAAAACGACGUGACGAUAAACAUUUGCCACAAUACCAACAAAAUGGUAAUUAUUCAAAAUCAAUAGAUUCCAUGAAAUUAAAUGAAGACAUAAGAAGAAAUGUGACGUCAGAUCCUAAUAUGAUCGAGGACAGAAUACACGAUAUGAAACAAAAUAUAUUUCCUCUUCAAGGAAUAAUUACAAGUACACCAGAUCAUUUUCUACAAACAGAAUCAAAUUACUCUCAAACACGACACGCUUCAAGACAUUACGAUGCCAAUAAUUCUUCCUAUAAUUUUGUUUCACCCGAAACUGAAUGGAUAGAGCAAAAUAUAAUUAGCGGUUCACCCGAUAUGAGACAAUUGAAAAAUUCCCGACAAAUUGAGACUGAUCGACAUUGUAAUUUAGAAAGAAAACACAGUUUUCAAGAACCAAUUCAAUCUUGCUUCAUUAGAAAUCAUGGAGCAUCGGGAAGAAUAUCAGCGCCACCAUCCGAAAGAUAUCUUAUUCGAUCGAGAGCCGUUCAUCCAAUGGAUCGACCAUUACCAGCAAUUCCACAGAGAAUGCAAUUUGUCACUGAUAAUCAACAGGAUAUUCGUAAUUGUCCUCGUGUCAUUCAGGAAGUUAAUUAUCAUGAAAAUAGAUCUGAAUUUUAUGACAAUAACAGUAUUAAAAGAAUGGAAACCCACAGAAAUCAAUUUAUCGAUACAAAUAUUAAUCAAACUCAAAGUACAGUACAGGUUCAUCAAUCUCGACAAAUAUAUUCCGAUGACAAAAGUAUUCGUGCUCCAAAAUAUUCGCCAAGUUUUAGUCAAAAAUCCGGUGACUAUGCUGAUUCAUCCUAUACUCCAAAUUCCAGUCAAAAGAGUGGAUUUUCUCCAACUAGUUCAAAAAGUGGCGAAUAUUAUCUCAAUUCACCUCAUGCAAGUAGUCACACAUCGCCUUCAAAUAGUUCAGGCGAUAAAUGUGAACCCGAUCUACAAACAUCUGAUUCUUUUUCGAGAUCUAACGAAGAAGUUCUCUACGAUGAUAACCUAAAAAGGAUGAACAUUAAGGAACCGAAACGUCUUUCACCUAAAGGAAAUCAAGAAAUUCCCCCACCAUCAAAAAGUAGUCCCAUUAUUCCAGUGUUUAGUAAUUUUAUCAAAGCACACGCUAAUAUUGAGACUAUUUCCAAAGACGAGAGUUUUAAUGACAAAGAAGUGAGGGAAAUAACAAACAAAAAACUGGAUACUUCUCUAAAAGAUGAGGUUUUCGAGGACAUUAGAAACAAAGAAACUUUGGUUCGGAUUAAGGGUAAAAAUAUCGAGGAUGUUGAAGCUAAAGAGAACUAUGAAAAUAUCGAAGAUCAUGAAAAUUAUUUCCAAGAUAUUAGAAUCAAAGAGAAGAAUUUUGAAGACAGAAGAAUUGAAAAAGAAAAUUUGGAGGUCCUACCUCCCAAUAUAAUACAAUCACCUGACAGAAUAAAAAGGGUUACAUCUCCUUUAAUCAUCAUACCGCCAAUUAGUCCUAUUUUAGGUCUAAAUAAUAUGUUAUCAAAUAAUUCCCAAGGUAUCUUGAAAGAAACUAAUCAGAAAGCAAUGUCACCGCUACCGUAUCAAGAAGUGAAAUUGAAAGUUCCGGAGCCAAUUAAAAACAUAAAUCAAAAUUUACUAUCGCCACGAAAGGCGCAGCCAAGCGAUCAAAUACUCAUAGCAUCACCGAAACGUGAUAUCAUCUACGACUCUCCGAAAAGCCAUCCGAUUAUAAAAUCAGAAUGUCCCGAUUCACCAAUUCCAAUUGUCGAUUCUCCGAGUCAAGCUCUAAAUACAAAACAAUCAUUAAAACAUAUUGUUGCCGAGAGAGCGAUUUGCCUCAGAUCGCCAGAUAAUCAAGAAACAAUUAUCGAAUCCCAUAAAUCUCCCGAAAUAAAUAAAGAAGAAAGUCGUGAGAUUGAAAAUAUUUCACUAAAAGAAGAAUCUUUAAAUAAUCCCUACAGUGAAUCAUCAAAACAAUUUCAGAAUCAAAAUUCAAUUUAUAUUCAGAGAUCACAACCAGUGGAAAGGAAUGUGCAAACUUUAAAUUCAUCUGACUCAUCAUCAUGUGCUAAAAAUAGUGAAAGUGUCGAGCCACUGUAUUCAGGAUCAAGAAUUACUCACAAUCAAGCAAUUAAUACCAAUUCUCCGAAGAUGCAAUCUCCUAAGCAAGAAAUUAAUAUUUAUGAACCACAACAACAAACAACAAAACUUAUGUCACCAUCAAAGAAACAAACCAUGCAUCAUUUGGAAACAUAUUUUUGGCAACAAAAAGCCCUUGAUGCACAAAGAAAAAAUGUGAAUUCACCGACAAUCAUAAAGCAUCAACCACAAAUUCAUCAAGAUGCACCACCUGAAAUGCGAGACGCGAUGUAUUGGCAAAAAUUAAAAAAGUUGGACGAAGAACAACAGCGUAAAUUCUUUGAGCAAAAUCAAAGAGACGAGAGGAAUGAUCCGAUUUAUUGGAAGAAGAAGUUACAAACUUCUCCGACGAGAAAAGUUCAUGGCUCAGCACCCAGCUUGUUUCAACAAACUUGUUCCUCAAUACCAGUUCAAGAGGGUAUUUACUGGGAAAAUAAGGGUCAACGUGCACAAGACAAUGUCGUUGGAAAACCACCAAUAAUGGGUCAAAAGGUGCAAAAUCAACCGGUUUUAGUUGUACGACCACAACCAGUCACACAGGAACGAUCACCGAAAAUUAUCAUCAAAUCAUCAACAGUUGAACAAGAAGUAAAUAGAUGUCAAAGUGCAUCACCUCGUUUCCUUAUUAAUGACGAUUUUAGAAAUACAAAAAGUCCUGGUUUUGAUAGUAAUAACGAUAAAGGAUUUUCAAGAGUUCCAAAUAAGGAUAAAGGAAAUUCGUCUCUCGUUCGUAAACCACAAACACCAUCAAUCUAUGAAGAAGAAAUCGAUGUCGAUAAAAGACCACCGCCUCCUAUUUUUAAAAGAGGAAGUUUAAUCAGCAAUUCAAAUAGUUCUAUUGAAUAUGGAACAAUGGGUCAGAAACGUGUUAGUUUCUCAAAUCAGACCAAUUGUCCAACAACAAUUGGCUAUGGAAAAUGGCCAACAAAACAUGGAAUGGCACCCGAACCACCGACAAGAAAAAAUAAAGAAAAUGAAAUACGAUCACCUCAACAUAUUAUUGAUUCGACGAAAAUUUAUGGCAAUGUUGGACAAUCAUCAACUUCCGAUAUUUAUUCGGGUCAUCCAAGUAAUAUUCCUGUUUAUCAAAAAAAUUGUAAAGUUAAUAAUAAUUUAAAAAAUAUUGAUUGUGAAUAUGAUGCUAAUAAACCCUUGCCACCGCCACCACCGAGAGAUACUACAUCAUGGUCAUUGAGACGUACCGCAAGUUUGAGGGAAACUUCUCGUUCGCCUAAAGUUGAAGCUGUACAAUUAAAAAAUGAUGUUACAAGAAAAUGGAGUGGGUUGAGUGAGAGCGAAAGUGGAAGCGAAGCUGGUGAAGUUCAACGAAUAUUUCAUCGACCUGAAGAAGAAUGGAAUCCAGAUGGUAAAGGACGUCAAGGAAAUGAUAUCGGCGGAACCGGAAGAACGGAGGGUGAAGGUGCGAACGACCUCAGUAGAUGUGGAAGUGGUGGUGGAGGAGGAGGUUUUGGGGGUGGGACCAGGGGCUCCAGUAUUUCAGGAAGUGGAGGUGGGAGUCGUUCAAGGGACGAACCUCGAAGGCAUACCCUCAGCGGCGAUCAUCAGCCGUCCUUACAUCACCAAUUCAAUUCUACUCAACAAAUUCAUCCACUCCAUCCACAUCAUCUACCAACAGCUCAUAGCCAAUACGGAACGCUAACUGGUCGACACACAAUGGAUCUUGAGAUGGGGACCAAAUCUCGACAGAGAAAGGCACCCUUGCCACGAGGUUAUCCACCACCCUCAACAGCGAUGUUGUUUGAUGAUGAUCCGGGCAUCAUGUCCGAAGUGGAGACAUCCAGUACCGGUUUUCGAAGGGGUGGUAAACAACGAAGCAGCUUGCCCGUUGUGCGAACUCCGAGUAAAACUUUAGAACGACCAUUAGGACUGGUAUUCCUGCAAUAUAGAAGUGAAACAAAACGAGCAUUACUUCCCAACGAGAUUACAAGUAUAGAUACAGUAAAAGCAUUAUUUGUCAGGAGUUUUCCAAAGCAACUUACCAUGGAAUAUUUAGACAGUCCUCAUGUUAAAGUUUAUAUUCACGACAGCAGCAAGGAUAUGUUUUACGAACUUGAAGACUUAAGGUACAGAUCACAUCUGAGAGACAUUAGAGAUCGAAGUGUGCUAAGAUUAUUUGAAAGUUCGGAUGGAAUGCCAGGACCUCUUGGUCCUGCGGGUGGUGCUGGUCUUCCACCUCAUUGGGAAGAUCAAAGUUACUUCAGCGAACCCGAAUUUGACAGUGAAUUUCAACAUCAGCACAUUCACAAAUCAAAGAAUGUGAAAAAUUCGUCUGGCAAUUAUUAUAUUGGAGGUAGCAGUACACUUCCUCGUGGAGGAUCUCUUCUUCGUGCUUAUAGUCCAGCGGCAGCAUCAUCAGUUGGACCAAAUUCAACACCAACGCAAGCGAAAACUCUGACCACUCCAGGUGGCGGGGUGGCACCAGCCAAGCCGCUUCGAAGCUACCAGAGUGGCUCCUCUCGGUUCUCGAGAGACAGCUCGGUAUCUCUCUAUAGUAUACCAGAUCGAAUUCAUGGCGAAGGUGGUUACAUGAGUAGUCCAGAGAGAGGAAGUGGAUCUGGACCAGGAAGAUAUCCACCAGUACCGUACAGUGGUGCCAGUAGCUAUGAGGAUCCGUAUUAUUCGCAGUAUUCCGGAACGGUGACACCUGUCAUUGAUGAGGAGGCUAGUGAUACGGAACUAUUGGAGGAAUCAUACAGUCUUUACGGUGUGAAACCGUCAGGUCGCCCACCAUCUGGACCCCUCGCUCGUUCCCCAUUUCCUCCAGGAGCACCCACUAUACCCCCUGUUGGACCCCGGGACGAUGUCACUCGGUUGAGGGUGGAGAACAUGGAACGACAGCUUGCUAAUUUAACUGGGAUUGUGCAAAAGGCUUUAAUACAUCCUCAACAUACCAGUCCAUCUCCGAGGGAUUAUUUGCAAAUUCCCGCUGGACGUGAACCAUACACGAGAACACAAGGCGCAGGGGACGAGUUCGACAAACAAUCUAGUUCCAGCUCUGCCUCACUGCCAGAUGACUCUUACUUAAGGACUGACGCUAAGCCACCAAAAUUAGGGAAAGACAAGUCGGUGUCGUUCGAGAAGUCCGUGUCCUUCAGCGACGAGCCACCAGAUAUGAAUUCUCCAAAGCAGCAUUCACCUCAACAUGCAGCGGAUACAAAGCCUACGAAACCGGCUAUCAAAUCUUCAACAUUACCGAGAAUGUCUUCGCAAGAGAGAGAACGAGAAAGGCACAAACCUACACCACCACCGAAACCAGUUGCACUAACGACAGGACAAUAUGUCUAUGGAGAUUUAACCCUGGCACCGGAAAUGUACAAUCAACUUAGAGUUUUACAAAAGAAGGCAAAAGAUCUCAAUCAAGAAAAAAGAAAUUUACGACGUAUGGCUCAAGCUCAAUCGCACACUGUUCGAGAAAGUAUUAGAGAUGCCUACAUUACGAUUAGAGCAAUGUUAAUGUCCUUGGGAGAAAAUGCAUUGACAGCUGGUGAUACAGAAAAGCUGCGAUUAAGUCGAGAAGAGGAUCUCUAUAAACAAGAAAUGCUGUGGUUAGAAAAAGAUCUCACCGGCCUUGAAAGUACCGUGGAAGAACUUCGAGGCAACGUCAUCAAUAGAAAAACUCGAGUUAACAUGUCGGAUGUUGAAAAUAUGGCAUUGAUUCUCAAUAAAGCGAGCAAAACGGUUGCUGAUCUCAAAGUGAGAUUCCCGAGUCUUCAGGAAGGUAUGAAGGGUCUUCUGAGUUCUGAAAUGGAAAAAGUCAUGCGAGAAGAAAAAUUCCUUAAGGAGGAGCCUGACCGAUUAGAAUCAGUAUUAAAACGUUGCAAAAAGUUGACUGGUACUCUCGUCACUCUCAAACGCUUAGCAUCGGUGCAAGAGCAGCGAUUACCAAAUGCAGGAAGUGUUGACGUAGAGGAGACGCCACCAAUAACACCAACAUCGACGCAGCACUCUAAGACAACUGCCCCAGUGCCAGCGGAACGCACUAUUGUGGGGUCAACGAGCAUCAUUGGGGGAGGGGCCCACGUUACCGACUCAUCCACCCCCAAUCAGCAGCGUCCGGAGAACGCACUCGACGCUCUGUUAGAUGAACUACAAACAUUUUCACGACCUGCCUCACAAUUAAGUCAGGCCUCAAACAGCAGUCAUCAUCAUCACAAUCAUCCACCGACCUUAGCCGAUUUAGGAAGGUCAGCGAGUCACAUUAUUCAAACAAACAGUCGUGCUCCAAAUAUAUCCGAUAUCGGCCGAAAAGGAAGUAUCGAUUCAACAACAAAUUUGCCAAUAUUAACAACAAAUAAUAGCAAUAGCAACAACAAUACUCUACGUAGAUUACACUCCUAUCCAUCCAGUUCUGACACCGAUACAUCGCCACCAAUUGCAAGAUUACAAGUAUCAAAUGAUAACAGUAAUAAUAUUACAACACCUCAAAAACCACCUGUGCCCGAGAGAAAUGCCGAAUUAUUACAAAUUGCAACAGCAAGACGUGUACCACCACCGCCACCUCCGAGAACAAGUUCACGAUCACCAUUGGCAAGUCCAACUAGUCCUCAAUUACCACCGAGAAAUCCAACAACAACGCUGACAACAACAACAAUUGUUGGUGGUGGUACUUUACGAAGAACGAGAAAUAAUGGCAAACCACCAAUGGCAUUGCCAACAAAUACAAAUUCCGAUGAACAAAAUCAACAACAACAACCCGCUAAUAAUAUUGUUUCAACAAGUAAUUCAAGUUCAUGUGAAAGUGUCAAUUCACAGGAGGGUAUACAAAAUAAAAAAGGACGACACGAACAACUUGAACAACGACAUCAGGAACUUUUACGUAGGCAAAAAGUUCUUCAAGAACAAUAUACACGUUUACAACAAUUUCAAAAUGCACCGCCAGCACCUUCGGAUUUAUUAAAAAAAACCGGCUCCGAAAGUAAUUUAUUGGCUAAAAUGGGCCUUGGAAUGAGUACAACAACAACAACAAAUUCUGGUUCUUUAACAAGUUUACUUGCAACAAAAUCGAAUUCUGAACCAAAUUCCAAUAAUAGUCAACAGAAUAAUAUUCAAAAUGCCAAUCAAACGACAACAAACAAAAUUUAUGAAACUGAUAUUCUGUGACCGGAAAAUUUCAAUUUCUUCUUCUUCUACUACUAUUUCUUCUUUCUCACUUUUAAGGAAAGAAUUUUUGACACUAGAAACAAUUUUUCAAAACAUGACAAUUUAUCAGUUUAGAAAUUUUCAUAUUAUAUCAAAGUGUGAUUUUGGAAAUAGAGCAGAGAUUUUUCAGCUCGGGGGAAAAAUUCUAAAAAGAAUUUUUUAAAUUAAGAAACAAGAUUCGAGUAAUUCAAAAAAAAAAUUCUAAAUCUUUCGUGACUAGAAAAUUAUGUCAGCAGCAUUUUUGAAUUGUAAAGAAAAACGAAUUUAACGAUUCAAGAUGAAAAAAUUUGUUUUCAAAACUGGAUUUUCCAAAGGUGAGAAGAAUUUUUAAAUAAAAAAUUAAUCUUCAAUUUGAUUUUGUGAGUCUUUUGUAAAAAGAUAAAAAUUGAAAACUACCGAGCUGAAAAGUUAAAUUUGGAAAGAAUUCCAAAUAGGAAAUUUUUUUACAAUCGAGAAGGAACGAAAAUUUUUUAACAUUUCUCAACCCCAAGAAAAAAACGAUUUCUGUGCCCAGAAAUAUUCUAAAAAAAAAAAAUUUUCUAGAUAAUUUUCAAAGAAUAAUAUACAGUUGCAAAAAAAAAAAAAAUUUCCACAAGCGAAAUGUGUGUGUCAAUAUUUCAUCACUAUCGCCAUUCGAAUCAACGUUUUACAAUAUAUAUAUAUAUAAAUAAGAAAUAUCCUUUUGAUAAAACCAAUCUUGGUUGUUGUUCCGUUUAAGGCCAAAGUAAAUAAUAGAAAGAAAAAAAAAAACUUUUUUAUCGUGACUUCUUUCAAAUUGUAAUUUUCAAACAUAUUUUCAAAUGUUUACAAUUAGAUAUAAAAAUAUAUAUAUAUAUUGAGAUACCGAUCUUUUACUAGGGAAAAAAAAAAAUGAUUUUUAAAACUAUAGAUAAAGGAGAAUAUUUUAUUCAUCCGAAUUGGACUAUUAUAAAUAGCAGUAUUAAUAGUCAGAACAUUUUUUGAGUGAUCUAUAGUCAAAAUUUACGACUGAUUCUAUUAAUUAUAUAUAUAUAGUCGAAAUUCACGAGCCAAAUUUUCGACCUAUCGAAACAAUUAAUUAAUUACUCUUAUAAUUAAUUAAUUAACAGUCGAAAUUUUUACAAGUGAUUUAUUAAUAGCCAAAAAAAAAAAAAUUUUCGACUGAAAUAGUAAAAAAAAAAAAAAAGAGAAAAAAAUUAAUAACGAGUGAUCUUAUUAAUAAUUGUGCAAGUUGCGAUAAAAUUUAUUGGAAUCUUGUGUGUGGUUAUACCUUCUGGGAAAUUGCAAAUUCAGCUAAUUAUCAAGUAUUGCUAUAAUAUCGAUUAAAAAACAAAAAAACAAAAAAUAAUAAUAAAAAAAAAAAAAAUGCGUCUAGCGAGAGAAGUGUUGAGCAACAUGAGUUUGCGAUGAGCUAUUUGGCAACAACGCGUAUUAAAACUGAUAUAAAUGUGCACGACAAGAAUGAUUUAUAUCUAUAUAUAUAUACAUAUAAAUAUAUAUAGAAUUUAGUAAAAAAUAAAAAAAAAAUCGUGCGUAAUAGCGAAGCGAAAGACUUAGAAGUUUCUCAAAUUGUACCGUAACUCUGAAUAACGAAUUUAAUUAAAUAAAAUAUUUAACAUUG
Messenger RNA from Leptopilina boulardi, 10620 nucleotides. RefSeq lists its product as uncharacterized. The transcript is spliced from 23 exons. Gene Ontology annotation, cellular component: cytoplasm. NCBI's taxonomy places the organism in Eukaryota, Metazoa, Arthropoda, Insecta, Hymenoptera, Figitidae. The record is from RefSeq and is a predicted model, not a curated record. The coding region runs from base 342 to 8981 and encodes 2879 amino acids.